Messenger RNA from Lolium rigidum, 876 nucleotides. RefSeq names its product xylanase inhibitor protein 1-like. NCBI's taxonomy places the organism in Eukaryota, Viridiplantae, Streptophyta, Magnoliopsida, Poales, Poaceae. Gene Ontology annotation, molecular function: chitinase activity. The record is from RefSeq and is a predicted model, not a curated record. Gene Ontology annotation, cellular component: extracellular region. Gene Ontology annotation, biological process: carbohydrate metabolic process. The transcript has a single exon. Bases 1 to 876 code for a protein of 291 amino acids.
AUGGCGAGGCCGACCUCCCUCCUCCUAGUUCUGGCCGCCGUUCUCUCCGUCCUCGUCUGCCCGGCCGCUGCAGCGGAGAAGACCGGCCAGAUCACCGUCUUCUGGGGCCGGCACAAGGACGAGGGCACUCUCGGAGACGCCUGCAACUUCAGCCGCAUCUACACCACGGUCAACAUGGCCUUCCUCAACGUGUACGGCCACGGCAAGUACCACCUGGACCUCUCUGGCCACCCGCUCGACGGCGUGGGCGAUGACAUCAAGCACUGCCAGUCCCUGGGCAUCCCGGUCUUCCUCUCCAUCGGCGGCUUCGGCGGCGACUACGGGCUCCCGACCAGCCAGUCCGCGGUCGACCUCGCCGACCACCUCUGGUACUCGUACCUGGGCGGCAGCCGCGUGGGCGUGCCGCGGCCCUUCGGCGACGCGCAGCUCGACGGCAUCGACUUCUUCCUCGAGGGUGGCGGCGUCGGGGAGUGCUACGACGUGCUGGCCAGGGAGCUGGCCAAGCACGACCAGCCGCUGCGGCUGACGGCGACGCCGCGGCGCGCGUUCCCGGACGGCCGCGUGUUCGUGGAGCGGGCGCUCGCGACGGGGAUCUUCGAGCGCAUCCACGUAAGGUUCUACGACUACCCGAACUGCACGGCAUGGAUCGAGGACGCGUGGGUCCGGUGGACGGCGGCGUACCCGACGAGCAAGGUGUUCCUCGGCCUGACGGCGUCGGAGAAGGACUCGUGCUACCUGGAGCGCAAGGCGGUGUUCGAGAUCGUGAUGCCGAUCGUGCAGAAGGCGGACAACUACGGCGGCGUCAUGCUCUGGGACCGCUACAGCGACGAGCAGAACUUCAACCAGUACAGCACCUACGUCAAGAACUGGGUUUGA